GUGGUGAACCCAGCUCUAGUAGUCAGAAUGAGGUUUUUUUCCGGCGUUUUUCUAAUUUUAUUAAUUAAACUUUUCCAAAAUGCCAACGCUGGCGAGGUGGAAGUCGUCGGCUGCGGUGGAUUCAUCAAGAGUCACGCCGAGAUCGACUUUUCCCGGGUGGAGAUCAAGCUGCUGACGAAGCAGGGAUCACUAAAGGACAAAACGGAUUGCUCGCCUUCAAAUGGAUACUACUUUUUGCCCAUUUACGAUAAGGGCGACUACCUCUUGAGUAUUUCCCCUCCUCCGGGAUGGAGUUUCGAGCCUGAACAGGUGGAACUGAGCUUUGAUGGCAAGACUGACGUGUGCAGUCAGGGCCACGAUGUGAACUUUGUGUUCAAGGGCUUUGGAAUCACUGGACAGGUGGCACUUGCCUCCGGGGGCGGAGCUCGUGACGUGGACGUGGAACUUAAAUCGGAGCAGGGCGAAGUUCGACGUACCAAGACGGAUGCCAGCGGGGUGUUUUCCUUCACUCCCAUUAUUCCCGGGAAGUACGUGGUGAAGGCUUCGCAUCCUAGAUGGCACUUUUCCAAGGCGGAGCACACUGUAGUCGUGGUCAGCGGAAACACCGAGCUGCCGGCUAACUCCAUUGUGGUCUCCGGUUUCGAUGUUGUGGGUCGCUUUGAUUCCAGCACACAACUUCCCGGAAAUUUGGGUGUGGCUAUUUAUAAGAAAAAAGGACAAUCUCUAGUGCCAAAAUGCCAGAAAGCCCCGUCAGCGCCGGCAAAUAGUGCCAACAGUGCUUACGAAUCUGAAGCCUCAUGCUUUUCCCAGCUGGACAAAUCAGGAGAAUAUAACUUUAAGAAUGUACCCUCUGGCAAAUACCUGUUGCAAGCUGUUAACCUCGAUUCCAAGCUGAAAUUGCACUUGAGCCCCAAGUUUUUGGAAUUAGAAGUCGGCAAGGACACACUGCAACUUAAAGAGGAGUUCAAGAUCACAGGCUUUACCGUUUCUGGCCAAGUUCUGACUUCAGCUGGUGGCGAACCUCUAAAGGCAGCCGUGGUCAAGGUAAAUGGCAAGAAGGUGGCUGAGACUGAUGCCCAGGGCACAUAUACUUUGGAGAACCUUAGCGCUGGCACCGUAAAUAUCGAAGUGGAGUCUUCCCAGCUCCAGUUCACUCCCCUGCAAGUCAAGAUCCAGAUCAACACCGCCUCUCUGCCCACAAUUGUGCCAUCUGCCUACGAGGUGUGCGGCAAAGUUGUGUCUCCAAAAUCCCACAAUGUGGGACUGACAAAGAGUGGUUCCACCUUCCAUACGACGGCUACCACAAAGGCAGAGACCGGAAAGUGGUGUGCCUUCCUGCCUGUGGGAAAAUACACCAUUGAAGUGCUGACUACCGAUGCAGACAAAGCCGCUGGAGUGCAGUUCUUCCCCGUUCAACAGCAGACUGAGGUUCGGAAUGCACCAGUUAAUGGCAUAACCUUCUCACAGCUGCGUGCCAAGAUCCGCGGCGAACUCCAGUGCCUGCCCGACGCCACCGGCACCUGCACAUCCGCUGAAGUAACUCUGCAGGCUCUGGAUGCCACUGGUCAGCCCACCGAGAACAAGUGGAAGGCCAGAGCUCAUCGUGGCAAGUACGUGUUUAAGGAUAUGCUGCCAGGACCCUAUGAACUGACCAUUCCCCAGGGAAAUCUCUGCUACGAGUCCACCCGUGUGUUCCUGAAUGUCGCCUCAGCCGAAGAAGAUGCGCCACCAUUUGUGCACAAGGGCUAUGAGGUGUCCAUCAUAUCCAGCCACCGUGCAUUGAUGAAAUACACCCAUGUAACUGGACCCUCUGAACCCAAGGCGCCUACCGAAACCCUAAAAAUUGCGUCAGGGGUAAAUACUUUCUGUGUGAACAAAUAUGGAAGCUACGACUUCAAGCUGGAGGGAUGCCACACGUAUGACAGCUCGUUGCCCAGCAAAUUCAUUACCCCGGAGCCCGAUCAGCUGCAAACUCUGAUCAUUAAUGCAGUGGCCCACAAAACUGGUAUUCGUGUUCUGUCCACCGAACCCACCGCUGAGUCCAUUAAGCUUGUGCUCGAAUCCGAGGCGCUGGGACAGGAGGUGAUCACACCAGUUGCAGAGUCCCACAAAGUGGAUGGCAAGUUCGCCUACCGCUAUGAAACGUAUCUGAAACCGGAGCAAGUCCUUCGCAUUACACCAGUGAGCGAUGUCCUUCUGUUUGCGCCGCAGCAACAAGAGAUUGUGGGAGGCAGCGACUGUGUGGAUAUUGCCUUCAACUUUGUGGCCACCAGGGGCUUGAUUCUGCGCGGAAAGGUCGUUCCUGCCAUCAAGGAUGCCAAGAUCACACUGUCCUUCCCGGAUCAGCCAGAGUUGCAGAGCCUGGAAACCCUUACUUCGAUCACGGGCGAGUUCAAGUUCGGUCCCAUUGAGGAGUCUCUGGCCUUUGAUCUUAAGGCCGAAAAGGAGUCGUACGUGUUCAGCGAUUACAACCGCCAGUCGGCUUCAUUCAGUGCCCACAAACUGUGCGAAAUUGCUGUGGUUGUCAAGGAUGAGGCUGGUCAGACUUUGAGUGGAGUACUCCUUUCGCUGAGCGGUGGUGAGAGCUAUCGCAAGAACCUGGUCACCGGCGACAAUGGUGCGAUUAACUUCCAUUCCCUUUCGCCAUCGCAAUAUUACCUGCGACCCAUGAUGAAGGAGUACAAAUUCGAGCCCAACUCCAAGAUGAUCGAGAUUAAGGAUGGCGAGACUGUUGCUGUUACCCUAACUGGCAAGCGCUAUGCUUACUCCAUCUUUGGCUCAGUGAGCUCUCUCAAUGGUGAUCCCUUCGCCGGCGUAAAUGUUCAGGCCACCGCUGAGGAUGGCUGUCCCCAACAGCAGGAGGAGGCCACCAGCGAGGCGAACGGACAAUACCGCAUUCGCGGCUUGCAGCCCGGCUGCAGUUACUCCGUUCGCGUGGUGCCUGACAAGGAAACCGUCGAGCGCUCCAUUCCCGCCCAGCACUCGGUGAAGGUGGGCAGCGAAGAUGUGCGCGACAUUAACCUGGUGGCUAUUAGCCCCCUUAAGAUUGUGGACAUCACCGCCAGGGUGACAGCCACACUUAAUGACCACUACAAAACCCUUCGCAUUGUGAUGUACCGCAAGGGAAACUCCGAUUCACCGGUAUUCUCGCAGCGGGUCGGCACUCCAGUGAACCCCAAAGCCAGACUGAAUCCGGGCAUCACCGUUUUCUUCCCACGCAUUCCCCUGGACGGCAAAAGCUACGUGGUAGAGCUGCAGUCCACACUCUCCGACAAAACAUAUACCUACAAGCUCCCAUCGGCGACAUUCGUGGCUGACCGGGGCUCCGUGUUCCUGCAGCUGGAGUUCAAGCCUGAAGUGCGCGCCGCCGAAGCGGAUCUCAACCAGAACUCCAUCUCGGCGCUGGUGCUCAUCGCCCUGGUGGCCAUCGCCUUCUUCAAGCAAGAUCUGGCCACCAGCUUCCUCAGCUUUGUGUGGAGCAAGCUGAACGAUGUGGCCGCCGAUCUUGCCCAGCGACAGAAGAGCAAGACGCAGGUGCGCAAGAACGAGCCAAUCAACCAGCGCGAGAUCGAGCAGAUGGCCGAUCAAAUCAAUGCCAUCAAAAAGAAAAAGACCAAGAAGAUUUAGUCCCGACUGAUAGUCGCAUUAGUUGAUCAAUUUAGUCACAUUUCGAGGUAUUUGCGGUAGGUAUUCAUCUGGUUUUGUUUUCUGUGAGAUUUUGUUUAACCCUGUUGUAACUUAACUUAAACUUUUACUUUUGAAUUGCAUUUAAAAAGACUUGGAAUUUUGUUCAUUUUUCAUACAGAUAUUGAGGCAAGUUUAUUUUGUGUUCGUUAUCCACUCUUAUAGCUAAAAUAAAUAAAUACGAAUAAAUAGAUUAAUUUAA
Drosophila ficusphila is the source of this 3886-nucleotide messenger RNA. RefSeq names its product nodal modulator 1. The transcript has 6 exons. The coding region runs from base 28 to 3627 and encodes 1199 amino acids. Lineage: Eukaryota; Metazoa; Arthropoda; Insecta; Diptera; Drosophilidae. Gene Ontology annotation, molecular function: carbohydrate binding. Gene Ontology annotation, cellular component: endoplasmic reticulum membrane. The record is from RefSeq and is a predicted model, not a curated record.